Molecule: messenger RNA, 5937 nt
Organism: Pediculus humanus corporis (human body louse)
Lineage: Eukaryota; Metazoa; Arthropoda; Insecta; Psocodea; Pediculidae
Product: myosin-9, putative
Exons: 31
Coding region: 1-5937 (1978 amino acids)
Cellular component (GO): myosin complex
Molecular function (GO): cytoskeletal motor activity; actin filament binding; ATP binding
Source: RefSeq, a predicted model, not a curated record
AUGCCGAAACCAGUGCAACAAGAAGGAGAGGAUCCCGAUCCCACUCCAUAUUUGUACGUUUCUCUCGAACAAAAGAGAAUCGAUCAAUCGAAACCAUACGAUGGUAAAAAAGCCUGUUGGGUCCCAGAUCCGGCGGAGGGCUACGUGCUGGGAGAAAUCAAAGCCACAAAAGGAGAUAUGGUCACGGUCGCUGUUCCUGGCGGAGAGGAAAAACAAUUCAAGAAAGAUCAAGUGGCGCAAGUAAACCCACCUAAAUAUGAAAAAUGUGAAGAUAUGUCCAACUUAACUUAUCUUAAUGACGCGUCUGUCUUGUAUAAUCUUAAGCAAAGAUAUUAUCAUAAGCUUAUUUACACAUAUUCUGGUCUUUUCUGUGUCGCCAUCAACCCUUACAAGAGGUACCCCGUUUACACGAACCGUUGUGCUAAGAUUUACAGAGGUAAAAGGAGAAGCGAAGUUCCUCCUCAUAUUUUUGCCAUUUCUGAUGGUGCCUACGUAAACAUGUUGACCAACCGUGAAAAUCAAUCUAUGCUUAUCACUGGAGAGUCUGGAGCAGGUAAAACUGAAAACACGAAAAAAGUAAUUGCUUACUUUGCAACCGUUGGUGCCAGUACAAGUAAAAAGGAUGAAGGUUCAAAGAAAGGUAACUUGGAAGAUCAAGUUGUGCAAACCAAUCCGGUACUGGAAGCUUUUGGUAACGCUAAGACUGUCCGUAAUGACAACUCUUCCAGAUUUGGUAAAUUUAUUCGUAUUCACUUCGGUCCCUCUGGAAAACUUGCUGGAGCAGAUAUCGAAACAUAUUUGCUUGAAAAGGCUCGUGUAAUUUCCCAACAAUCUUUGGAAAGAUCUUACCACAUUUUCUACCAAAUGAUGUCUGGAGCCGUACCCGGUUUGAAAGCCAUGUGUCUCCUUUCGGAUAACAUUCAGGAUUAUUAUUUCGUAUCCCAAGGAAAAACCACCAUCCCUAAUGUCGAUGAUGGUGAAGAAUUGAUUCUUACUGACCAAGCUUUUGACGUUUUGGGUUUCACCCAAGAAGAAAAGAAUGACAUUUAUAAAAUUACAGCCGCUGUUAUGCACAUGGGUGGAAUGAAAUUUAAACAAAGAGGACGAGAAGAACAAGCUGAAGCUGACGGUACCGAGGAAGGUGACCGUGUAGCCAAGCUUUUGGGAGUUCAAACUGAUGAAUUGUACAAAAAUCUUUUGAAACCCAGAAUCAAAGUCGGUAAUGAAUUCGUCACCCAAGGUCGUAACAAGGACCAGGUUUCCUACUCUGUCGGUGCCAUGUCAAAGGCCAUGUUUGACAGAUUAUUCAAAUGGCUCGUGAAGAAAUGUAACGAAACCUUGGACACCAAACAAAAAAGACAACACUUCAUUGGUGUAUUGGAUAUUGCCGGUUUUGAAAUUUUCGACUUCAACGGUUUCGAACAAUUGUGCAUCAAUUUUACUAAUGAAAAACUCCAACAAUUUUUCAAUCACCACAUGUUUGUUCUUGAACAAGAAGAAUAUCAAAGAGAAGGCAUUCAAUGGGCUUUUAUUGAUUUCGGAAUGGAUCUUUUAGCUUGCAUUGAAUUGAUUGAAAAGCCUAUGGGUAUUUUGUCCAUCCUUGAAGAAGAAUCUAUGUUUCCAAAAGCCACCGACAAAACUUUUGAAGACAAAUUGAACGCUACUCAUUUGGGUAAAUCAGCUCCUUACAGAAAACCAGCUCCACCAAAACCAGGAUGCCAAGCUGGUCACUUUGCCAUUGCUCACUACGCUGGUACCGUAUCAUAUAACAUUACCGGAUGGCUUGAAAAGAACAAGGAUCCGUUGAACGACACCGUCGUAGAUCAAUUUAAGAAAGGUCAAAACAAACUCUUGGUUGAAAUUUUUGCCGAUCAUCCUGGACAAUCUGCUGAUCCAGCUGCCGCUAGUGGGGGAAGAGGCAAAAAGGGGGGGGGCUUUGCUACCGUUUCUUCUUCAUAUAAGGAACAAUUGAACAAUUUGAUGACUACUUUGAAAAGUACUCAACCUCACUUUGUUCGUUGUAUUAUUCCCAAUGAAAUGAAACAAGCUGGUGUCAUCGACUCCCACUUGGUUAUGCACCAAUUGACAUGUAACGGUGUACUUGAAGGUAUUCGUAUCUGCCGAAAAGGUUUCCCCAACAGAAUGGUUUACCCAGACUUCAAAUUACGGUACAAAAUCUUGAACCCGAAAGAAGUUAGCAAAGAAAGCGACCCUAAAAAAUGUGCCGAACUCAUUUUGAACGCGAGUGGGCUCGAUACUGAACUCUACCGAUUGGGUCACACCAAAGUAUUUUUCAGAGCUGGAGUUUUGGGUCAAAUGGAAGAACUUAGGGACGACAGAUUGAGCAAGAUCGUUACAUGGAUGCAAGCUUACGUAAGAGGAUACUUGAGUCGUAAGAACUUCAAGAAAUUGCAAGACCAGAGAUUGGCUCUACAAGUUGUACAACGUAACUUGCGUAAAUACUUGAAACUCAGGACCUGGCCAUGGUGGAAAUUGUGGAUCAAAGUUAAGCCCAUGCUUAAUGUUGUUAACGUAGAAGAAGAAAUGAGGAAAUUAGAAGAAAAAUGCCAAAAAAUUCAAGAAAGCUUGGAAAGGGAAGAAAAGGCUAGAAAGGAAUUAGAAAACUUGAACUCUAAAUUGCUCGAAGAAAAACAAAAAUUGCUCGAUUCAUUGGAAGGUGAAAAAGGAGCUCUUGGAUCCAUUCAAGAAAGAGCUGCUAAACUUCAAGCUCAAAAGAAUGAUUUGGAAUCUCAAUUGAAUGAAAUGCAAGACAGGCUUCAACAAGAAGAAGAUGCCAGAAACCAAGUGUCACAAAAUAAAAAGAAAUUAGAACAAGAAUUAGCUGGUUUGAAGAAAGAUUUGGAAGAUGCCGAAUUGUCUCUUCAAAAAGCCGAAGCCGACAAAGCCACAAAAGAUCAUCAAAUCAGAAACCUUAAUGAUGAAAUUGCUCACCAAGAUGAACUCAUCAACAAACUUAACAAAGAAAAGAAAAUGCAAGGUGAAACAAACCAAAAAACAGCCGAAGAACUCCAGGCCGCUGAAGACAAAAUUAAUCACUUGAACAAAGUCAAAGCUAAACUCGAACAAACUUUAGAUGAACUUGAAGACUCAUUGGAACGCGAAAAGAAACUUCGUGGAGACAUUGAAAAAGCCAAGAGGAAAGUUGAAGGUGACUUGAAAUUGACUCAAGAAGCUGUUGCCGAUCUUGAAAGAAACAAAAAAGAACUUGAACAAACGAUCCAACGUAAAGACAAAGAAUUAGCUUCCAUCACUGCCAAGCUUGAAGAUGAACAAUCUCUCGUUGGAAAACUCCAAAAACAAAUUAAAGAAUUGCAAGCAAGAAUCGAAGAAUUAGAAGAAGAGGUUGAAGCUGAAAGGCAAGCUAGAGCCAAGGCUGAACAACAAAGAGCACACUUGGCCCGAGAACUCGAAGAAUUGGGCGAACGUCUUGAAGAAGCCGGUGGUGCCACUUCAGCGCAAAUUGAACUCAACAAGAAGAGAGAAGCCGAAUUGUCAAAACUCCGCAGAGACUUGGAAGAAGCUAACAUUCAACAUGAAGGUACUUUGGCCAAUUUGAGAAAGAAACACAAUGACGUUGUUGCCGAAAUGAGCGAACAAAUUGACCAACUCAACAAAUUGAAAGCCAAAGCUGAAAAAGAAAAAAUUCAAUACUAUACCGAAUUAAACGAUCUUCGAGCCACUCUUGAUCACCUCAGCAAUGAAAAGGCUGCCGCAGAGAAAAUUGCUAAACAAUUGCAAAACCAAAACAACGAACUUCAAACCAAGGUUGAUGAAGCCAAUAGAACUUUGAAUGAUUUUGAUGCCGCCAAAAAGAAAUUGGCCAUUGAAAACUCCGACCUUCUUAGACAACUCGAAGAAGCCGAAUCUCAAGUCUCUCAACUAAGUAAGAUAAAGAUUUCUUUGACUACUCAGUUAGAAGACAUGAAGAGGCUUGCAGAUGAAGAAAGCCGGGAACGAGCCACUUUACUUGGUAAAUUCCGUAAUCUUGAACACGAUAUGGACAAUAUCCGUGAACAAGCUGAAGAAGAAGCUGAAUCAAAGGCUGAUCUUCAAAGGCAACUUUCGAAAGCCAAUGCUGAAGCUCAAUUGUGGCGUAGCAAAUACGAAUCCGAAGGAGUUGCCAGAGCAGAAGAACUCGAAGAAUCUAAACGCAAAUUGCAAGCUCGUUUGGCUGAAGCUGAAGAAACUAUCGAAUCUCUUAACCAAAAGGUUAUUGCUCUUGAAAAGACUAAACAACGAUUGGCCACCGAAGUUGAAGACUUGCAACUCGAAGUCGACAGAGCCACUGCCAUUGCCAACGCUGCAGAAAAGAAACAAAAAGCAUUCGACAAAAUUAUUGGAGAAUGGAAACUUAAAGUUGAUGAUCUCGCCGCCGAACUUGAUGCCAGUCAGAAAGAAUGCAGAAACUACUCAACGGAAUUGUUCAGACUUAAGAACGCCUACGAAGAAGGUCAAGAACAAUUGGAAGCUGUUCGCAGAGAAAACAAGAACCUUGCCGAUGAAGUUAAAGAUUUGUUAGACCAAAUUGGUGAAGGCGGAAGAAACAUCCACGAAAUUGAAAAGGCUAGAAAACGAUUGGAAGUUGAAAAGGAUGAAUUGCAAGCUGCUUUGGAAGAAGCUGAAGCUGCUUUGGAACAAGAAGAAAACAAAGUAUUGAGAGCUCAAUUAGAACUUUCUCAAGUCCGCCAAGAAAUUGACAGACGAAUCCAAGAGAAAGAAGAAGAAUUCGAAAACACAAGAAAGAACCACCAACGAGCUCUUGACUCGAUGCAAGCUUCUCUUGAAGCCGAAGCUAAAGGCAGAGCUGAAGCUCUAAGAAUGAAGAAGAAAUUAGAGGCUGACAUUAACGAAUUAGAAAUUGCUUUGGAUCACGCUAACAAGGCCAACGCCGAAGCUCAAAAGAACAUCAAACGAUACCAACAACAAUUGAAAGAUGUUCAAACCGCUCUUGAAGAAGAACAAAGAGCUAGAGACGAUGCCAGAGAACAACUUGGCAUUGCUGAAAGAAGAGCCAAUGCUCUCCAAAACGAAUUGGAAGAAUCUAGAACACUUCUUGAACAGGCCGACCGUGGUCGUAGACAAGCCGAGCAAGAACUUUCUGACGCUCACGAACAACUUAAUGAACUUUCAGCUCAGAACGCAAGCAUGUCUGCAGCCAAACGAAAAUUGGAAUCGGAAUUGCAAACCUUACAUUCUGACCUGGAUGAACUUCUCAAUGAAGCUAAAAACUCCGAAGAAAAAGCCAAAAAAGCAAUGGUUGAUGCCGCUCGCCUUGCUGACGAAUUGAGAGCUGAACAAGAUCAUGCUCAAACUCAAGAAAAAUUGAGAAAAGCACUUGAACAACAAAUUAAGGAUCUUCAAGUCAGGUUAGACGAAGCCGAAGCGAACGCUCUCAAAGGUGGCAAAAAAGCCAUUCAAAAAUUGGAACAAAGAGUCAGAGAAUUAGAAAACGAACUCGACGGUGAGCAAAGAAGACACGCUGAUGCCCAAAAGAACCUCAGGAAAACCGAAAGAAGAAUCAAGGAAUUGAGCUUCCAAGCCGAAGAAGAUCGUAAAAAUCACGAACGCAUGCAAGAUUUGGUAGACAAACUCCAACAAAAGAUCAAAACCUACAAGAGGCAAAUCGAAGAAGCCGAAGAAAUUGCUGCUCUCAACCUUGCCAAGUUCCGUAAAGCACAGCAAGAAUUAGAAGAAGCCGAAGAAAGGGCUGAUUUUGCGGAACAAGCCAUUGCCAAAUUUCGUCAAAAGGGUAGAGCAGGAUCCGCUCCAAGGGCAUUGAGCCCAGCUGUAAGUGUUUCAAAACUUGUUAUCAAUCUUUAUUUCUCACCAAUUUUACGUUUCUUCGACAAUUAUCUUGUAAUAUUUCAACAUCUUGCCGGUACCGAUGGCAAAAAAAAUCCGAAGUUAAAAAGUUAA